CUUCAAUCAAAACAAGAACAAUUUUUUAACUACUCACACACCUAACAAAUAACAAACCAAACACUCUUUUCUUUUUCUUCAUCUUUUUCAAUAUUUUCUUCCUUUUAACAACAAUGGCAACAACAAGAAAAACCAAAAAUUUCCUCUUCUUAGGUGGAAAAGACAAAAUUACCCCUCUUCCAUCAAGCACAAAUACCCUCCAAUUUGAAUUUGAUGAAGCUGAAAUGUGGUGUAAUUCGGAAGAAAUUAAUAAUUUUGAACCAAAAUUAUCAAUACCAAGUUCAAGAUUAUCGAAAAAAAUGACGAAAAAGGGCGAAAGAAAGGCGAGUAAUGCGACGUCGUUGCCUGUGAAUAUACCUGAUUGGUCGAAAAUAUUAGGUGAUGAUAAGGGUAAUUUGGGAAAAAAUAUUAUGUUUGAUGAUGAUGGAGAUUUUGAUAAUGAAAAUAGAAUUCCACCACAUGAAUAUUUAGCAAGAACAAGAGUUGCUUCAUUUUCAGUACAUGAAGGAAUUGGAAGGACAUUAAAAGGAAGAGAUUUAAGUAGAGUUAGAAAUGCUAUUUGGAAAAAAAUUGGUUUUGAAGAUUAAUAUAUUACGUUUUGUAUCAUAGACUAUCGUUGCCAAAUUAUUGGAUUAAUGAGUUAAUUUUUUUGUUUUUUAGGGUUGGAAUAGAUUUGAUUUUAUGUGUAUUGAUGUUCACCUUUUAGUUGUGGACUUCAAUGAGGAUUUAAUGUAAGUUUGUGUUAUUAGAUUUUCUACUUAGUAAUUUGUAGAACUUGAUGAGUUUUUGGGAUUUGUAUUGUAUUUUUUAGGAUUUUAUUGACUAUGUAGCAAUUUGAUUUAA
This is a messenger RNA of Solanum pennellii, 843 nucleotides long. RefSeq lists its product as uncharacterized. Lineage: Eukaryota; Viridiplantae; Streptophyta; Magnoliopsida; Solanales; Solanaceae. The record is from RefSeq and is a predicted model, not a curated record. Bases 114 to 587 code for a protein of 157 amino acids. The transcript has a single exon.